Messenger RNA from Sporisorium graminicola, 960 nucleotides. RefSeq lists its product as uncharacterized. The record is from RefSeq and is a predicted model, not a curated record. The coding region runs from base 1 to 960 and encodes 319 amino acids. The transcript has 2 exons. Gene Ontology annotation, molecular function: heme binding; electron transfer activity. Gene Ontology annotation, biological process: mitochondrial electron transport, ubiquinol to cytochrome c. NCBI's taxonomy places the organism in Eukaryota, Fungi, Basidiomycota, Ustilaginomycetes, Ustilaginales, Ustilaginaceae.
AUGGCAAACUUGUUCAACAGCGCGCGCACCGCAUUCCGCGCCGCCGUCAACGGCUCGGCCGCUUCGGUCCGAAAUGCCUCAACACAGGCCGGCACCAACGCCUCGCAGUCGUUCCUGACUUCGCGAUCGUCGGCCAUUGCCGCCACCGCCGUCGCAGCCGGCUCGGUUGCAUGGUACAACCACCUCUACGGCACCAUCCCCUUCUUGGACACCGCCAGCGCCAACAUGGCCGACGAGGGUCUCCACCCACCCAAGUACCCCUGGUCGCACUCUGGUAUCUUUGAGACUUUCGACCACGCUUCGAUCCGACGUGGAUACCAGGUCUACCGCGAGGUCUGCUCGUCGUGCCACUCGCUUGACCGCAUUGCUUGGCGCAACCUGGUCGGCUCGUCGCACACCGUUGACGAGGUCAAGGCCAUGGCCGAGGAGGUCGAGUAUGAGGACGGUCCUGAUGACGAGGGCUCCAUGUUCCAGCGUCCCGGUAAGCUCGCCGACUACAUGCCCCGUCCUUAUGCCAACGACGAGGCUGCCCGUGCUGCCAACGCCGGUGCACUGCCCCCUGAUCUCAGCUUGAUGGUCAAGGCGCGUCACGGCGGUGCCGACUACAUCUUUGCCCUGCUCACCGGCUACACCGAUCCCCCCGCAGGUGUCAAGGUUCAGGACGGUUUGAACUACAACUCGUACUUCCCCGGUACUCAGAUUGCCAUGGCCCGUGUACUCUACGACGGUCUGGUUGACUACGAUGACGGCACGCCCGCGACCACCUCGCAGAUGGCCAAGGAUGUUGUGACCUUCCUCCACUUCUGCGCCGAGCCCGAGCACGACCUGAGGAAGAAGAUGGGCAUGCAGGCCGUUAUCAUCCUCUCGUCAUUGACUGCACUCUCCAUCUGGGUCAAGCGCUUCAAGUGGGCCGGUAUCAAGAGCCGAAAGAUCAUCUACAACCCUCCUUCCAGUCACUGA